Molecule: messenger RNA, 1392 nt
Organism: Marasmius oreades (fairy-ring Marasmius)
Lineage: Eukaryota; Fungi; Basidiomycota; Agaricomycetes; Agaricales; Marasmiaceae
Gene: AMD1
Product: AMP deaminase
Exons: 10
Coding region: 1-1392 (463 amino acids)
Biological process (GO): IMP salvage; AMP metabolic process
Cellular component (GO): cytosol
Molecular function (GO): AMP deaminase activity
Source: RefSeq, a predicted model, not a curated record
AUGAAUCAGAAGCAUCUUCUUCGCUUUAUCAAGUCCAAGAUGAAAAGAAAUCCCGAUGAUGUGGUCAUUUUUAGAGAUGGCGCCGAGCUCACCCUCAAACAAGUUUUUGAAUCGUUGAAGCUCACGGCCUACGAUCUUUCAAUAGACACGCUAGACAUGCACGCUCAUCAAGAUUCAUUCCAUCGUUUCGAUAAAUUUAACCUCAAAUAUAAUCCGAUUGGAGAAUCACGAUUGAGGGAAAUAUUCCUCAAGACCGAUAACUAUAUCCAAGGUCAUUACUUGGCUGAACUGACGAAAGAGGUUAUGACUGAUUUGGAGCAGAGCAAGUAUCAGAAUUGCGAAUGGAGAUUAAGUAUCUAUGGGAGAGAGCUAGAUGAUUGGGACAAGCUAGCAAAAUGGGUCGUUGACAACAAAUUAUACUCACAUAACGUCAGAUGGCUUAUCCAAGUACCUCGCCUAUACGAUGUCUACAAAGCCAGCGGACAAGUGCAGUCUUUUGAAGACAUUCUUCGAAAUUUGUUCCAACCUCUAUUUGAGGUUACGAAGGAUCCGCAAUCGCAUCCGGAACUUCACGUCUUCCUACAACGCGUCAUCGGGUUUGACAGCGUAGACGAUGAAUCAAAAACAGAACGUCGUGUUUAUAAGAAAUUCCCGUAUCCACGAGUUUGGACCGACGCGCAGUCACCUCCUUACUCUUACUGGAUGUAUUACCUCUACGCCAACAUGGCUAGCCUCAAUAAUUGGCGUCAGAAACGUGGUUUUAAUACAUUUGUGUUACGACCGCACUCAGGCGAAGCCGGAGACACCGAUCAUUUGACUUCUGCAUACCUUACCAGCCAUUCCAUUUCGCAUGGCAUUUUGCUCAGAAAGGUUCCAGCAUUGCAGUACCUAUUCUACCUGAAGCAGAUCGGCAUAGCCAUGAGCCCGCUCAGCAACAAUGCGCUUUUCCUCGCUUAUGAGCGGAACCCUCUUCCGGAGUUCUUCAAAACGGGGCUCAAUGUCAGUCUUAGCACGGACGAUCCGCUUCAGUUCCAUUUCACGAAGGAACCGUUGUUGGAGGAAUACAGUGUUGCAGCUCAUAUCUACAAGAUGCCACAAAGCUCGUUAGCAGAGCUCGCCCGCAAUUCCGUUAUACAAAGUGGAUUUGAGAUGGAGGUCAAAAGGCACUGGCUCGGCAAUGAAUGGUAUCUUCAUGGAGCAGCUGGUAACGACAUCCAUAAGACCAACGUACCGAACAUACGGCUGAUAUACAGACAUCAGGCAUUGCUUGAAGAAUUGGAUUUAGUGUACGGUAGGACGCCAAAGUCGUCCACCACUCGCGGCAGGCAUGCGCUCGAAGGUCAUCAGCCCACUGCUGACACUCUAGCAGCUUUGGCUAUGGAGAAGCGUUAA